AUGUCUUAUUCAGCUGCCGAUAAUUUACAAGAUUCAUUCCAACGUGCCAUGAACUUUUCUGGCUCUCCUGGUGCAGUCUCAACCUCACCAACUCAGUCAUUUAUGAACACACUACCUCGUCGUGUAAGCAUUACAAAGCAACCAAAGGCUUUAAAACCUUUUUCUACUGGUGACAUGAAUAUUCUACUGUUGGAAAAUGUCAAUGCAACUGCAAUCAAAAUCUUCAAGGAUCAGGGUUACCAAGUAGAGUUCCACAAGUCUUCUCUACCUGAGGAUGAAUUGAUUGAAAAAAUCAAAGACGUACACGCUAUCGGUAUAAGAUCCAAAACUAGAUUGACUGAAAAAAUACUACAGCAUGCCAGGAAUCUAGUUUGUAUUGGUUGUUUUUGCAUAGGUACCAAUCAAGUAGACCUAAAAUAUGCCGCUAGUAAAGGUAUUGCUGUUUUCAAUUCGCCAUUCUCCAAUUCAAGAUCCGUAGCAGAAUUGGUAAUUGGUGAGAUCAUUAGUUUAGCAAGACAAUUAGGUGAUAGAUCCAUUGAACUGCAUACAGGUACAUGGAAUAAAGUCGCUGCUAGGUGUUGGGAAGUAAGAGGAAAAACUCUCGGUAUUAUUGGGUAUGGUCACAUUGGUUCGCAAUUAUCAGUUCUUGCAGAAGCUAUGGGCCUGCAUGUGCUAUACUAUGAUAUCGUGACAAUUAUGGCCUUAGGUACUGCCAGACAAGUUUCUACAUUAGAUGAAUUGUUGAAUAAAUCUGAUUUUGUAACACUACAUGUACCAGCUACUCCAGAAACUGAAAAAAUGUUAUCUGCUCCACAAUUCGCUGCUAUGAAGGACGGGGCUUAUGUUAUUAAUGCCUCAAGAGGUACUGUCGUGGACAUUCCAUCUCUGAUCCAAGCCGUCAAGGCCAACAAAAUUGCAGGUGCUGCUUUAGAUGUUUAUCCACAUGAACCAGCUAAGAACGGUGAAGGUUCAUUUAACGAUGAACUUAACAGCUGGACUUCUGAGUUGGUUUCAUUACCAAAUAUAAUCCUGACACCACAUAUUGGUGGCUCUACAGAAGAAGCUCAAAGUUCAAUCGGUAUUGAGGUGGCUACUGCAUUGUCCAAAUACAUCAAUGAAGGUAACUCUGUCGGUUCUGUGAACUUCCCAGAAGUCAGUUUGAAGUCUUUGGACUACGAUCAAGAGAACACAGUACGUGUCUUGUAUAUUCAUCGUAACGUUCCUGGUGUUUUGAAGACCGUUAAUGAUAUCUUAUCCGAUCAUAAUAUCGAGAAACAGUUUUCUGAUUCUCACGGCGAGAUCGCUUAUCUAAUGGCAGACAUCUCUUCUGUUAAUCAAAGUGAAAUCAAGGAUAUAUAUGAAAAGUUGAACCAAACUUCUGCCAAAGUUUCCAUCAGGUUAUUAUACUAA
Messenger RNA from Saccharomyces cerevisiae S288C, 1410 nucleotides. It is a transcript of the gene SER33, whose product is annotated as phosphoglycerate dehydrogenase SER33. The coding region runs from base 1 to 1410 and encodes 469 amino acids. The record is from RefSeq and is marked reviewed. Gene Ontology annotation, biological process: L-serine biosynthetic process. Gene Ontology annotation, molecular function: (R)-2-hydroxyglutarate (NAD+) dehydrogenase activity; oxidoreductase activity, acting on the CH-OH group of donors, NAD or NADP as acceptor; NAD binding. The transcript has a single exon. Lineage: Eukaryota; Fungi; Ascomycota; Saccharomycetes; Saccharomycetales; Saccharomycetaceae.